Messenger RNA from Arachis duranensis, 1545 nucleotides. RefSeq lists its product as uncharacterized. The record is from RefSeq and is a predicted model, not a curated record. Bases 1 to 1545 code for a protein of 514 amino acids. The transcript has 3 exons. Lineage: Eukaryota; Viridiplantae; Streptophyta; Magnoliopsida; Fabales; Fabaceae.
AUGAGUAAGUUCAAAACCAUUGAUACAUUUUUUAAAAGAAAAGAUCAAGAGAAUGAAGAUGCUUCUACUAUUACUACUCCAAUACUUGAGGGGUCAUCAAAUUUCAUUACUUCAAGUUCUUCAUUGAAUAGCUCAAAGCGUCCACGACUUCUUCCAAAUCAACUGGAUGUUUUUCGUUUGGAAAGAGAUCCUGGAAUGCGACCAAUGAUUUGGAAUUUUCCUCCAAAUAAAAGAGAUGAAAUCCGUCAGGCUUAUAUUAAAGUUGGGCCAAAUCAACCAAUUCUUGAUAAUUAUCCAUUUUCUGGUGAUAAAAGUCAUCGUCGCUUUCAAGCUUCAUGGUUUAAAUUGUUUCCAUCUUGGUUAGAAUAUUCUAUAGAAGAUGAUGCUAUAUAUUGUUUUCCGUGCUUUCUUUUUGCUAAGGAACCUUCAAUCAAUACGGGUUCAAAUGCUUUUAUUGAGAAUGGUUUCAGGAAUUGGAAGAAAGUAAAUAGUGGAAAAGAAUGUGCUCUUUUGAAUCACAUUGGCAAAGGUCCUAACUCAUUCCAUCAUAAGGCGCUGAAAUCAUGUGAUGAUUUGAUGAAACAAUCACAACAUAUUGACAGACUUCUUCAUAAGCAAACAUCAGAAGAGAUUGAAAAGAAUCGAAUUCGACUAGGAGCAUCUAUAGAUUGCAUUAGAUGGUUGACAUUUCAAGGUUGUGCAUACAGAGGACAUGAUGAAAGCCAAAGUUCAAGCAAUAGAGGUAACUUUUUGGAAAUGUUGAAAUUUUUGGGAUCUUACAAUGAAAGAGUGAGAAAUUCAAUUAGAGAAGAGAUUGGAGAUGCCAAAUUUUGUAUUAGUGUUGAUGAAGCUAGAGAUGAAUCUAAAAAGGAGCAAAUGGCAAUUGUUUUGAGAUUUGUUACUUUAGAUGGUUUUGUUAAAGAGAGAUUCUUUGAUCUUGUGCAUGUCACUGAUACUUGUGCAACAACUUUAAAGAAAGAAUUGAUUUCUGUCCUUUCUCAUUAUAAUCUCCAAGUUGAAAAUAUUAGGGGUCAAUGGUAUGAUGGUGCUAGCAACAUGCGGGGUGAGUGGAAUGGUUUGCAAGCUUUGUUUCUUAAAGAUUCUCCACAAGCAUACUAUGUGCAUUGUUUUGCUCAUAGGUUACAAUUAGCAUUGGUAGCAACUUCAAGAGAGUUUGGUAAAAUGUUUACUGCUACCAAUAUUGUUCUCAAUAAUAUCAUUGAAGACGGGACAACUUAUGCACAAAAAGGUGAGGUUUAUGGUGUUAGUAAAAUAUUAUUGUCAUUUGAAUUUGUUUUCACUUUGCACUUGAUGAAAGAGAUUAUGGGAAUCACUAAUGUUCUUUGCCAAGCACUACAACAACAAUCUCAAGAUAUUCUUAAUGCAAUGCAUAUUGUUUCUACAUCAAAGUUACUUCUUCAACAAUUAAGAGAUGGUGGAUGGUGCAAUUUUCUUGCAAAUGUUAAAGAUUUUUGUGAAAAACAUAAAACUGAAGUCCCUAAUAUGAGUGCACAAUAUGUUUUUGGAAGAAGUCAAUCUCGUUAA